Molecule: messenger RNA, 369 nt
Organism: Caenorhabditis briggsae
Lineage: Eukaryota; Metazoa; Nematoda; Chromadorea; Rhabditida; Rhabditidae
Exons: 2
Coding region: 1-369 (122 amino acids)
Biological process (GO): nucleosome assembly
Cellular component (GO): nucleosome
Molecular function (GO): structural constituent of chromatin; DNA binding; protein heterodimerization activity
Source: RefSeq, a predicted model, not a curated record
AUGGCCCCACCAAAGCCAUCCGCUAAAGGAGCUAAGAAGGCUGCCAAGACCCAGAAGCCAAAGACUGACAAGAAGAGAAAGCAUGCCAGAAAGGAAUCCUACUCCGUCUACAUCUACCGUGUCCUCAAGCAGGUUCACCCAGAUACUGGAGUCUCCUCGAAGGCCAUGUCCAUCAUGAACUCCUUCGUCAACGACGUCUUCGAGCGCAUCGCCUCCGAAGCUUCUCGUCUCGCCCACUACAACAAACGCUCCACCAUCUCAUCUCGUGAAAUCCAGACCGCCGUCCGUCUCAUCCUUCCAGGAGAGCUUGCCAAGCACGCCGUCUCCGAAGGAACCAAGGCUGUGACCAAGUACACCUCCAGCAAGUAA